Messenger RNA from Solanum lycopersicum (tomato), 2012 nucleotides. The record is from RefSeq and is a predicted model, not a curated record. NCBI's taxonomy places the organism in Eukaryota, Viridiplantae, Streptophyta, Magnoliopsida, Solanales, Solanaceae.
AUAGCCUGAACCCGAAAAUGAAGGCUCUGUUUUGCAGUGUCUCUCCAAAGAGAAAUUGUUGACGAAAACUAUAAAUAUCACGUCUUCUUCACAGCUAAGAGUUAGGGUUCACAAUGUCGAUACCAGUAGAUCAAUUUUGCUUCUAAACCUAAACGGAUUCUGAAAAUUACUCAUCUCAAUUACAAAUACGCACAAAUCACACGCAUUAGAAAUUCAAGCAAUAGUCAUUAGAGUCUGAAACUGCUCAUCGCGUACAGCUUCUGAAUUCCAAUUUCCUCAGAAAUCACGCGCAUACGGUGUUUGCAUACAGAGUUCAGAGUCCCGAGUACUUCAUCGGUCCAACUAGAAAGUUCGAAAAUUUGAAGAAGAAUUUGAAGAACUUCAUGGAGUUUUUUCUCGGUAGCAGUAAUAAUAUGCAAGCUUCCAAUGUUCAUUCCUUCGACGGCAAUGUUUCGCCGAUCAACGCUCAGAACUUCAUAGGACGAGGCCGUUUCUAUCCUGGAUCAAAAACUACGAUCCUCGAUCCUUACUCGUCUUCAGAUAGUAGUGGUAGUUCUUCCAAUAAAGUCUCUCCGCUAGCCCGAUACCUUUGUCCAAGCUCGCCGGUGCCUUUUAUUAGCGAUUCUCCAAAGCACCGUUCUCUGGUCAGUACUAGCAGCGGAAGCAGAAGCGGCUGCGGCGGUGGAGUUCCCCGUUCGCCUCUAGCUUCAGUAGAGAACUUUGAGAUUCCGCUUAUGUUCAGAACUCCAGUGAAGGUCGAAGAGGAUGUGGUAGUCAUGGACGGUAUUCUGGUUGAGGCGAAACAUGGUCCGAGAGCUAAUAAAUUGUCACCGUCGACAUCAGAUUCAGGUGGACGGUUGUCUUCGUCGACACCGGCAAACGACAAUAGCGUUCAUAAAUCGGAAACUUGUCGGUGGUGGGAGGAUUCAGGCACUUGCCGCUUUGGUUCCAAAUGCCGGUUUGUACACGGGAAAGAAGAUUUACGCUCAACUGCUUUCGCCAACAGAAAUCAAUCUGAGGCACUGCUCUGCAGAUCAUACACUUCAGGACCAUCUUCUUAUGGACCACGGGGCCGAUCUGUUCAUCAGCAGGUCCACUCAGCCGCGUCUCCAGCAAAAGCAGCAAAAAUGUCCACCCCAACCACGACUUCUACUACUACUCUUAAAGUGUUUACUAAAGACAAAGAUCCCUCAAGCAGCGACAGUAGCACCUCUUCCACUCCCACCAGUAAUAUCUCUUCCACUGACUGGUGUCCCCUGGAUGACAAUAUCGAGGUUACCUUGCCUUCUUCCGGUGAAAAGUGUGCUUCCAGGGAAGAUGUUAAUGCUCAUAUACAGACUGUUCUCUAUGGCCCUUCUGGAAGAAAGAGAUUGCUGGCAUGCAUUGACUUAGUUGAGGAGUAGAUAGCCAUAUUAACAAGUCUCAGUUCAACCCAUCAAUUCUCAAUAAAGUCAUCCAUUUGAAUCUCGCCUCUUGUGGGUAGCAAGUCUGUCAUUACUAUUCGAGGAAGUAGGCUUGUUGGUGUUUAUCAUUGUACUAGCCGUAUUAUUCUUGCUUAUAUUAUCUAUCAUCAUUUGUUGUUUAACGUGUAGCGAUGUUCCUUCCAUGUAGGCUUUGCACUAUUUUCUUUGUUAGUUACUAUGUUUUCUACACUACUUUCUUCUCCUUUGUAUUUGGAUUUGUUACUCUUGAGUUAAGGUCUUUGGGAAACAUCCUACCUCUAUGAGGUAGUGGUAAAAGAUGUGUACACUUCAUCCUCCCUAGCCUCCCACUUGUGGGAUUUCAUUGGGUAUGUUGUUGUUGGUUAGCAAGUUCGUGUAUCCUUUUUUGGAAUAUCCAUAGUCAUAAGUUCAAAUUGCUCCUCGAUAAACCUGAAUCUCUGCUCUUUGUCACCAAAUUGGCUGAAAAGAUUUUUCUAUGUUCAAGAUAACUACCUCAAAUUUAAAUGAUUCAGCAGAUGCAUACCAUAAUUUACUUUUUAGGCUAAGAUUAAGAAGUCAUUGCUCUGGUUU